This is a messenger RNA of Fonsecaea erecta, 303 nucleotides long. RefSeq lists its product as hypothetical. Gene Ontology annotation, cellular component: ribonucleoside-diphosphate reductase complex. Bases 1 to 303 code for a protein of 100 amino acids. NCBI's taxonomy places the organism in Eukaryota, Fungi, Ascomycota, Eurotiomycetes, Chaetothyriales, Herpotrichiellaceae. Gene Ontology annotation, biological process: deoxyribonucleotide biosynthetic process. Gene Ontology annotation, molecular function: ATP binding; ribonucleoside-diphosphate reductase activity, thioredoxin disulfide as acceptor. The transcript has a single exon. The record is from RefSeq and is a predicted model, not a curated record.
AUGUCCACAUCUCGCCAGGUGCCCGAGAUUCCAAAAUAUGGCAUUCGCAACUCUCUCCUUGUCGCCCUCAUGCCCACUGCAUCGACUUCGCAGCUCGUCGGCGAGGAUGCUUCGAGCUGUAUCUCUCGCCGUGUCCUCACCGAAGAAUUCCAAGUUGUCAACCCCUCGCUGCUGGAGGAUCUCGUCGACUUGGGCCUGUGGUCCGAUAAUACGAAGAAUCGGAUCAUCACCGAAGGCGGCUCGAUCCAAACCAUCUCAACCAGCGGUGCUGGCAUUCCAAACACAAACAAACAGACCACCUGA